CCAGGUGCAUUGCGCAGGGCUAUGGACCCUUGUGUGCGUAGUGAACGUGGCUGACGUUGUUGGCUUGACGUUUGCGUCUCUGCUGGAAACCUGUUCGCAUAGGUUUGAAGACGUAGGUAUAUAACUCUCGCAGUCAUAAGCAGCAGAAGCAGUAUUCCAUCCAAACCCACACAGGCAAACACCUCCAAACAGCCUUUCACACUCACAUACGCCUCAUCAUUCUCACACAGGGUUGACGCCAUUGAGCAACAGCCGCAAUGAUCUUCUCACGCCUCCUCUCUAUUAUCCUGCGCGUCGCUCAAUUUGUCUUCGCAACAGUAGUCCUCGGCCUUACAGCAUACUUCAUGUACGCGCGCGAACGUCGGGGAGUGGGCCCCUUCGGACGCACCAUUUUCGCCAUUGUGUGGUCUUCACUCUCCAUCAUAGUUUCCAUCGUCUGGAUUAUCCCCACCAAGUCGUCGAUGGCAUCGUAUGGCUCUGAUUUGCUCUUCACAGCAGGUUGGGCCGCCGUAUUCGCUGUGCUAGUCAUAUGGUUCAACGGCGCUGGAUGUGGAAGCGCGUGGGCGUGGAGCGGCCUCAGCUUGAGUCGCAGCAACUAUUGCGGUCAGUGGAAGGCGGCGCAGGCGUUCUCCUUCUUGAGCUUGGUUGUCUGGUUUACGACCUUCGUGCUCGGUGUCAUUACUUACCACCGAAUCAAUGAAGGCACUAGACAGGGCUGGGGUCGUCGCUCGCGUGUCUAGACAUAGAGUAAAGUGAGAAUUGGGGAGUCGAUGUUUGUGCCAGGCUGUUUGGAGUCUUGCGUGCUCGCCUGACUUCCAAGUAUGGUCCCUGGGUCUCGUUGGUUGAUUUGAGUUCGCUUUACGAAGUCAACGAUAUCUGUUCAGCGAUGGACCGUCACACGAGUGAUUUCUCGAGAUUAUGACACCUAAUGUUUUGUAUACCAAUGAGGCAAGCUUGCAUUAAGAUUUCACUACUAUUUGUAUGCAAAAGGUGAUG
This is a messenger RNA of Boeremia exigua, 996 nucleotides long. RefSeq lists its product as uncharacterized. Gene Ontology annotation, cellular component: membrane. The record is from RefSeq and is a predicted model, not a curated record. The transcript is spliced from 3 exons. NCBI's taxonomy places the organism in Eukaryota, Fungi, Ascomycota, Dothideomycetes, Pleosporales, Didymellaceae. Bases 258 to 740 code for a protein of 160 amino acids.